Molecule: messenger RNA, 2622 nt
Organism: Hemicordylus capensis (graceful crag lizard)
Lineage: Eukaryota; Metazoa; Chordata; Lepidosauria; Squamata; Cordylidae
Gene: TMEFF1
Product: transmembrane protein with EGF like and two follistatin like domains 1
Exons: 10
Coding region: 368-1483 (371 amino acids)
Molecular function (GO): protein binding
Source: RefSeq, a predicted model, not a curated record
CCGGGGGAGGAGGCUGGCGGCAGCAGCGUCACGUGGACCCCACUCCCUUGCUUUCCCCCUCCUCCCUCUGACUCCAUCUCCCCCCUCCCUUCCCUUUGUUGUAGCCGGAGCAGCAGCAGCAGCAAGCGGCAGCAGUAGCAUCAUCAGCGACGGCAGCAGCGCACAAAGGGGCGCGGGGAGCCAGCGCGGUCCCAGCCGGCGUCCAGGGAGCUGGGAGCGGAGAACCGGAGAAGCGGAUUCCAAGAGGGAGGCGGCGGCGCGGGAUGCGGAGGGCCGGCUGGCAGCAAGGCCGGUGGGUCUGCACUCCUCCGGGCGGCGCCCGUUGAUACCUUGCAGGGCCUGCAGCCCCCUCUCGCAAGUCCUCGCCAUGGCGGCCACCGCCCGGCCCCUGGCCUCGCCCGGCUGCAGCGGCGCCGCGAUCCUGGCGCUCGUGGUGGCUUUCUGCGCUCUGGACCCUGCGCGGACAUCCAACCCGCUUUCCCCUGCCGUGCCCGCCACUGAUUGCUCCGGGAAAGGGAAGGCGGGCAGCAACUGUUCAGAAUUAAAUGUAAAGGAAUCGGAUGUGAGAGUAUGUGAUGAAUCAUCAUGUAAAUAUGGGGGUGUUUGUAAAGAAGGAGAUAGUUUGAAAUGUGCAUGCCAGUUUCAGUGUCACACAAAUUAUAUUCCUGUUUGUGGCUCAAAUGGAGACACUUACCAAAAUGAAUGCUUCCUCAGGAGAGCUGCUUGCAAGCAUCAGAAAGAGAUAACAGUGGUCACUAGAGGACCUUGUUACUCAGAUAAUGGCUCUGGAUCAGGAGAAGGGGAGUAUGAAGGAUCUGGAACAGAAGUUAAUAGAAAACAUUCAAAAUGUGGAGUAUGCAAGUAUAGGGCUGAGUGUGAUGAAGAUGCAGAAAAUGUUGGGUGUGUAUGCAACAUAGACUGUAGCGGGUACAGUUUUAACCCUGUUUGCGCAUCUGAUGGAAGUUCCUAUAACAACCCAUGCUUUGUUCGAGAAGCAUCUUGCCUGAGACAAGAACAAAUUGAUAUCAGACAUCUUGGACAUUGCUCAGAAUCUGAUGACAUUAGCUUGUUAGGCAAGAAGGAUGACGGAAUGCAAUAUCGGCCAGAUGUGAAAGAUGCAAGUGAUCAAAGAGAAGACAUCUACAUUGGAAACCAUAUUCCUUGCUCAGAAAGUUUCAAUGGCUAUUGCAUUCAUGGGAAAUGUGAAUUCAUUUAUUCUACACAGAAGGCUUCCUGCCGGUGUGAAUCUGGUUACACAGGACAGCACUGUGAAAAGACAGACUUUAGCAUACUAUAUGUUGUCCCAAGUAGACAAAAACUCACACAUGUCCUCAUUGCUGCAAUAAUUGGAGCAGUCCAGAUCGCCAUUAUUGUGGCAAUUGUUAUGUGCAUAACCCGGAAAUGCCCAAAAAACAACAGAGGACGACGGCAGAAGCAAAAUCUAGGCCACUUUACUUCAGAUACAUCAUCCAGAAUGGUUUAGCGUGAUUUUUAUACCUACAUUGACCAUGUGAUGUACAAUUUUAUUAUCUUUUUUUAAAAGAAUGGAAAUAUUUAUUUCAGAGGCCUUAUUUUUGGACAUUUUUUAGUGUAGCUCUGUUACAUUUUCUUCUGAAAGCAGCUGAAAGCAACGGACUGCUCUAGUAAUUUCUCAUGUCAUGAUUUGGAGAAUACAUUAGUUUAUUUCCUGUAUCUUGUAUCACAUGGUUAUAAUAAUAGACUUGUGCUUUACUCAUGGAAUGUAACAUUUUUGAGAACAGAGACAUUUCACCAGUGGUUGUAGAACAAACAAAAUGGAGCCCAUCAUGUUUCCUAGCAAACAAGGCAUGACCUAAGGGUAAAGAUGUUUACAGCAUACUUUUCUUACAAGGAACUAGAAGACACUGUGUUUCAAUACCGUAGAUAUUUAAAUGUUUUUGAAAGUUAGUAACUGAUUUUUUUAGACACUGCCAAUCGCAUGAAUUGUGAAGAUGUGUACUUGUGUGUAGUUGUAACAUAUAUUUAUAAAACGUACAAACCGGGUUGAAGCACCAACGUCUUCAUAAAUAUUUGACACUUUAUUUUUAAAUUGUGAAAUAAUAAUAAUAAUAAUAUACAUUUCAUAAUCUGUAAGAUUGCCCAGUAAAUCAUAGGGCAUUUGUCCCAGAGCAACAGGUCUUGGUAGACUUGUGUAUUGUUAAAAAAAAAAAGGUUAUGUUUAAUAAUCAAACUCACAUGAUUGGGGUUAAGCCUGUGUUUAUCACUGUUUAAACUGCUUUCAUACUUAUUACCGUUUUCUAAAGAGAAUACCAGUUUUCACAUCAACAAAUACAAUUGUAUAGUCUUUGUGAUUAAAAUGCAAAAAAGAGAAAAAAAAUUAAAUACCAUUAAAGAUUUGUGCUCUUGUCUAGAAUAUUUUCAAGAGCGAAGAACGUGUCUCAUCCAAAUAACGUCUGCUGGUUGUAGUUAUUAUAUUAAUAGGAUGUUAGUACAGUAGUUGUUUGGAAGAUCCUGAUCUAAAAUGUAACUAGGGUGUGUCCAGCUGUUCAACAUGUAGUUUUAGGCUUUCCAAUUCUGCAUGUAGGAUUUAAUAAUUUGUUCAAUAAAAAGGCUUUCAAUAUUUGAACUGGAAAGGCAUGUCAA